This is a messenger RNA of Asparagus officinalis (garden asparagus), 1078 nucleotides long. RefSeq names its product beta-carotene isomerase D27, chloroplastic. The transcript has 8 exons. Lineage: Eukaryota; Viridiplantae; Streptophyta; Magnoliopsida; Asparagales; Asparagaceae. Bases 55 to 852 code for a protein of 265 amino acids. Gene Ontology annotation, molecular function: iron ion binding. The record is from RefSeq and is a predicted model, not a curated record.
UAUUAUCCUUUCGCUUGGAAGAAGGGCUCUUAAACGAAAUUUCUCUCCCCGAAAAUGGAAGUUACCGUUGUGCUUCCUCGUCUUCAAGCGUCUUGUUUUGCCCCUCGCUUUCCUCUUAAAGGCCUAAUAAGCACCAGCGGAAACCCUAAUUUUCGUUUAUCUUGUUCUCCACUUCAAUCCCAAUCGAUUGAUGAAUCGAAGCCUGAAUACAAGCCAGGGCCUUUGGAUGAUCUUCUUCUUCGGUUCUUCAGGCAGAAAAUGGUCGAGGAGGUCGGAUGGGAUUCAGAAAAGGCAGGAUAUGUUGGGUUGAUUGAAGUUGCAAACCGACUCAUGAUGAGAGGAAAGAGCAACUUGGAGACUGAGCAAUCAGCAGUCCGGGUAUUGAAGUCAUUGUUUCCUCCAUUCAUACUUGUUCUGUUUAAGAUGCUUAUAGCACCUAUUGGUGGGGGAAUAGUUGCUUCCAUGAUGGUUGCAAGAGCAACUGCUCUUUCUUGUAAAUGGCUGAUGGGACCAUGCUCAGUUAACUCCGUGGAUCUUCCUGAUGGUUCUUCUUGCACCAGUGGGGUAUUUGUAGAAAGGUGCAAGUAUCUAGAAGAAAGCAAAUGUAUUGGAAUUUGCACCAGCACAUGCAAGCUACCAACUCAGACAUUCUUCAAGGAUUACAUGGGAGUCCCAUUACAUAUGGAACCAAAUUUCAGUGACUAUAGCUGCCAGUUCAAAUUCGGAGUUCCUGCACCAUUGCCUUCCUGUGACGAAGCACUACAACAAGCAUGCCUGGAAAUAUGUCCAAAUGCUAACCGCCGCAGGGAACUGAGCAAUAGAAAUUCUGUUUCUCAGUGUCCACAAGUAUGAAAAGGGUUCGUGUAGGAAACUCCAUAAGGUUGCACGUAUAAAGGACUUAUUGUUACUAUUCCACAAAAUAUACGGUUGUAAAGAUUGCACAAAGAGGGAUUCUUCCUCUCCAGUAAUUACUUUGGAAAGUUUCGGGUGCAAGUAUAAAAAAAUUGUACGGUGAUGACAACGAAGUUUGGAUCUUUUUGAAUGCAAGUAUAGAGAGAAACUGAUGUCCUUUAGUCCA